GUGAGAUUCUGAGUGGACUGCGAAGCCAUGUGCGGCUUGAAGAGGAAGCUUGCUACUUCCUGCUACAACUGGAAGAGGAGUGGCAUCGUUUUUCCAUUCUCUGGCAAGGGAUGCAUGAAGAAGAAGCGUCCUGCAAAUCGGACCGUGUUUGUCGGGAACCGGCCUCCGUCCACCGAGGAAGUGUUUAUACCAGAAAAAUACAUUGACAAUCAAGUCAUCUCCUCUAAGUACACGCUAUGGAACUUUCUACCCAAGAACCUGUUCGAGCAGUUCCGGCGGGUGGCCAACUUCUACUUCCUGUGCGUCGGUAUUGUUCAGCUGCUGAUAGACACCCCGGUGACCCCCAUCACAAGCAUCCUACCCCUGGUGUUCGUCAUCUCCGUCACUGCCAUAAAACAGGGCUAUGAAGACUGGCUACGUCACAAGGCUGACCGUGAGGUCAACAACACAUCCGCCAAGGUCCUGCAAGGGUCAAAGAUAGAGGAGAUCAAGUCCAUGCAUAUCAAAGUUGGGGAUAUUGUGAGAGUGGAAGCCAACGAAGACUUCCCAUGUGACCUGGUGAUGCUGUCGUCCAGCGACCCGGAGGGCACCUGCUACAUCACAACUGCCAACCUGGACGGAGAGACCAACUUAAAAACUCACAUGUGCGUGCAAGACACAAGGAAGUGCCAAAAGGAGCAAGACCUCCAUGACCUGGAGGCCAGCAUCGAGUGUCAGCAACCCAUCCCCGACUUGUACAGGUUCAUCGGCAGGAUCAACAUAUUCAAGAGCAGCGGCGAGGGCCACGUCAAACCCCUGGGGCCUGACAAUGUCCUCCUUCGGGGUGCAAGGUUGAAAAAUACCCCCUAUAUCUAUGGCUGUGCAAUAUAUACAGGCCAGGAGACCAAGAUGGCCCUCAACUCCAAGUUCAAACAAGCCAAAUUCUCCAGAGUGGAAAGGGCAAUGAACAUGUUUUUGAUUGUGUUCCUGCUGGUGCUGCUGUUGGAGUGUAUAGUACUGUCUGGCCUCAAGUACUGGUAUACUUCCACAUACCCCCUGCCGUGGUACGUCCCCGCAGGCAAAGACGACCCCACGGCAAUGCAUGUGAUAGAAGAUUUCCUUGCUUUCAUGGUGCUAUUAAACUACAUUGUACCUAUAUCGCUGUAUGUCACUGUGGAAAUCCAGAAGUUUGUGGGGUCCAUGUACUUUGGCUGGGAUGUGUUGAUGUACGACGAAACUACAAACGAGCCAGCUAAGGCUAACACCUCUGAUCUGAACGAAGAAUUAGGCCAGGUGGAGUUCUUGUUCACAGACAAGACCGGCACACUCACGGAGAACUACAUGCAGUUUCGGCAAUGUUCUAUUGACAGUGUCCAGUAUGAAGAGGUCGGAGGUCAGCUUUAUUGCCGGAGUCGAGACGGACAACCACAAGUCAUCCAUAGUCUUUCAAGGGAGGUGGAGGAGUUCUUCACGGUGCUGGCCUUGUGUCACACAGUGCGUGUUGAGCGCAAGGCGGGGACGGAGGAGGAGGUGGAGGCUGGGGCCGCGUCUAGCAUGUACAGCGACACGGGGGAUGAGUAUCUGUACCAGGCGUCGUCCCCCGAUGAGAAGGCUUUUGUAGAGGCCUGCAGCAGACAUGGUAUUAUCUAUCACGGUAUCCAUGACGAUUGCAUGGAAAUCACGUUAAACAAAGAAAUGAGGCGUUACCGGGUUUUACACGUUUUAGAUUUCGAUCCAACCCGCAAGAGAAUGAGUGUCAUCGUGCAGAGUGAACAAGAUGAAAUAGUAUUACUGUGCAAGGGUGCGGAGUCGGCCAUUUUGGAUCGGGUGAAGACUGGCGAGAAGGAUGUUGCUCAGAAGCAUGUGAAUGAAUACGCCGUGCUUGGUUUGCGAACCCUGGCAGUGGUUAAGCGAGACCUUUCUAAGGAGGAAUACAAAGUCUUUGAAGAGAAACUCCAUGAAGCUAAAACAGCUCUUCAAAACAGAGAAGAGAAACUGGCCGUGGUGUACGAUAUGAUCGAGCAGGACUUCCAGCUGCUUGGUGCCACGGCGGUGGAGGACAAGCUUCAGGAGGACGUCCCCCGGACCAUCCAGUCUCUCCGCAGGGCAGGCAUUAAGGUGUGGGUAUUGACGGGGGACAAGCAGGAAACAGCUGUCAACAUCAGCCACUCUGCGGGUCACUUCCAGGCUCAGAUGAACGAGCUGGAGCUCACCAAGAUGAUGAAGAGUGACGACUGCAGGGACAAGAUACAACAUUACCGGAGACAGAUAGAGAGAUUCCCGGAGCAGCAGUACGCACUGAUCAUCGACGGGCAGAGUCUGUCCGUGAUGAUGGCAGAGCACGAGGAGAUCCUGAUGGAGCUGAGUCUGCACUGUGUGGCCGUACUGUGCUGUCGGAUGUCUCCCAUACAGAAGGCACAGGUUGUGCGCAUGAUCAAGCUCUCCCCAACCAAGCCUGUGACAGCAGCUAUCGGUGACGGAGCCAAUGAUGUCAGCAUGAUUCAAGAAGCUGAUGUUGGCAUUGGAAUCAUGGGAAAGGAAGGGAGACAAGCUGUGCGGAGUUCUGACUAUGCCUUUGCCAAAUUCAAGUUCCUGAUGCGAGCAUUCCUUCUUCACGGUCAUUACUUCUACAUUCGUAUCGCCACCCUUGUACAGUACUUCUUUUAUAAAAAUGUAGCCUUCAUCACAUGCCAGCUGUAUUAUACAUUCUACUCGGCCUUCUCAGAGCAGCCGGUGUACGAGGCCCUGUACCUCCUGUUGUAUAACAUCACCUUCACAUCUCUACCUAUUCUCAUAUACGGCCUGUUCGAGAAGCACCUCUCCCAAGACACAUUGCUCAAUAGGCCAGAGCUGUACAGAAGAAUUACAAGAAAUAGAAAGUUGUCUUGGAAACGCUUUCUGUUGUGGAAUUGUUUAGGCCUCUGGCAUAGUGUUGUACUCUUCUUCGGUACCUAUCUUCUGUUCAACAACGAUGUCUCGCUGUGGCCUUCAGGAAAGAGUAUGGGUAUAUGGAGCUACGGGACGGUCUUGGUGCUGUGCUGCGUAUUUGUUGUCAAUAUCAAGCUGGGCCUGGAGACGUACUGCUGGUCAGUACCCAUCUUGCUGUCUUUCGGAGUCACCUUCGCUGGAUUCUUCCUCGUAAUCAUCGUCUACAACUUCGUGUUUUGGCCAUCGUGGGCCAUGGACCACCCGUACCUGCUCCAGGUGUUCACGACGCUGUUGUCGUGUGGCACGGCGUGGCUGGCCAUCCUACUGCUGUGUGUGACGGCCCUCCUGCCCGACAUCUGUCUCAGGGUGUGGCACGACACAAUGAAAGUGCAGCCGGCGGAAAUGACGGAGGAGGAAGAAGAGAGUGACAAAAUGUCCAUUUCUUUUACAAAGCGCUCUGGCAAAUUGACAAUAUCUCAAACAAAUCUUAUAGAGGACUAGGUAAACGUUAUCUCUCUCCUGGUGAACUGUUUCCUUUGUGUCAGCUUGUGUCCUCCUAUUCUCACCUGCCAGACACAGACUCACUGCUGGCCCACUGACUACUCUUGAACAGGCCUUCUCUCCAUCAGCAUUGUAGGGAAUUAAUAGGGGCCUUGUGUCCUGGCGUCUCCGUGGAUUAAUCGAAGCACCCCUAAAAUCCCUAUCCAUAACAUAAGGGACCCUCACUGAUUAAGUCCUUGAGUUCCUACACAUAUCUGUGUAGAGACUUGCACACAUAUCUGUGUAGAGAUACGAAUACAAGCAUGUGUGUGUGCGUGUGCGUGUGCGUGUGCGUGUGCGUGCGUGCGUGUGCGUGCGUGCGCGCGAGUGCGUGCGUGCGUGCGUGUGUGUGUGUGUGACUUGCACUCGCACAAGCCUGUCGAAUACAAAUGUGUGCGUGUGUGUGUGUGUGUGACUUGCACUAGCACUAACCUGUCGAAUACGCGUGCGUGCGUGCGUCCGUGCGUGCGUGCGUGCGUGCGUAUGUGUUGCCUACUCCAUUGGGAAUGAACCAAAUAUUCAGAGAUGAGACACUAUGGUAAUUAGAGCCCCUGGGACACUGCAGUCAGUAAUUUUUACAUGAUAGACACCUGUGUGAAAUUGGGAGAUAAGUUAUUUGGCAGCCCAUGCCUGAUCAGCAGAGACAAGGCCUUCUUUAGACUGAGUCUGGAGGUACAGUUGGUGGCUGUGUCUGGCACUUCUCUACUUCCUUUCACUGCAUGUCUAUGAUAUAUAGCAUAGAGAAUAGCCUAGACAUAGAGAAUAGCUCACCCAUAGAGAAUAGCUCACCCAUAGAGAAUAGGUGCAAGAUUUGUGUUGGUCUCAGGUGCAGACCAGCUUGUUCAGUAUUCUUAGCCUGGAUAUGUUAGUACACUACCGGUAAUAUAACUUGACCUAUGUUUAUGUCUUCCUUGUAAAUAUAAAAAGGUACACCUUAAGAUAUUUUCUCAUCCAGGUAACUCCUAGCUUUCACAGUGAAGGGUAAAUAUCAUUUUAGUGACAAUAAGGUAGACUGACAAGUGUGUCUAGAAUAAUCAAAGUUCAUAUUUUCCGAAUUCCAUCUUUGCAACUCCUAUGAGUUUCUGAGAAGUCCUGUAGUGUGAUCUGUGUCAUCCUUCCUGUAAUCUCCUGUGUUCCUGUUGCCUGUUUAUUGUAUUUAUUCAUGAUUUUUUAAAUAAUGAUAUUUUUUUCCAUAUUUUUAAUUCAUAAUUCAUAAUUCAUAAUCUUACACUUUGUCAAUACACAAACAACUGAACAACUGAAUUCAUAUGUUAUUUUGGAAAUAAUUAUAUAUUAAUUCAGUAUUUGAAAAGUCUUUCCUUAGUUUGGAGCUGUUGAGACUGUUAUCGAUUAACCAUUUUAUUAGCUUUGCCAAUACGUUGUAUGAUUUGUAUCUGUAAAGACAGAUAUGUGUCACAGUUUCUUAGUAAGGUUGUAAGCAACGUUUGAGUGAUACCAUCAGUUGAUGCCUCACCAUUCACAGAUGAAUCCCCCCCUCUCCCCGAUGUUUUUACUGCCCUUCGUCUCUUACAGUAUUUGUUCUUGUCUCUGCUGCUGUUUCUGUCUUCAUCUUCUGUCAUAGACUUGCCAAGCCAUGUUCUCAAAAGAAUGACUUCAAUUCAGUUCAAUUUAUUUUUGAAUUAGGGGAGAUUUCUAAUCUAUCAGUUUAAUCUUUUAUGAAUACCUCUCCAGCUUGAUAACAGUGUUAGAAUCUAUAUCGAAAUGUCACUAAAUGCAAUAAACCAGAACUUGUCCAUAAAUUUGUAUGUUUUCUUGUAUGAAUAUCUCAUAUUCAAAUAUAUUACAUGUAACAUAAUAAAAAAAAAUUUAAGAGGUUUAAGAUGAUUAUCCCCAAAUGAUCAGUGUACCUCAGUAUCUCAUGGUUCAAUUGGCAAGUCUCUCCUGUGCUGUUGUAACGACUGUCGCCUUCUCUAGAUGUUAGUCGUGUGUGUCUGUACAUAGCGGGUCCCAGGGACAUACCUUCUGUUUCUAGUUUCCUGUAGAUACAAAACUGCAUUUUAUAUGUUGAUUCCAAUAUGAUACCACUCUGUAUGAAUGUCUGGGACACCUCAAUAUAGGGUAUAAAUUCUUGGUAUAAGUGAGUGAAGCAUUCAGUCUUUCAAAAACAAACAUAUAUUUUAGUUCCAUUUGCACAGUAUCAAAGCACUCUUUUAUAUUAUGCCAAUUACAUCAUACUGGGAGUACUAUUGAGAGUAUAUUUGUGUUCUGUGUGGGUUUUCUUUCCGCCUUCUGUGGAGUGUCCUCAGAUCAUCAUAAUGGAGUAAACGAUCUGAUUUUUAAUAAGAUUAAAAAUAUCAACUGUCUUAUCAACCAGGGCAGUGUUCCACAAACCAGUCUUAGCACAAAGACAGUCAGAACUCCCAUACAGAUUGUAGUAGUUCCCACACACCAAAUUAUUACAGUCAUAGCUAAGAGUGAGUGAGUGAGUUGGGUUUAACGCCCCUUUUAACAGUAUUCCAGUUAUAUCGCAGCGUGUCGGCUUAAUGUGGAGGAAAGCCCGAAGUGAUGCAGGUCUCGGAUGUUUACCACUUCAUUGAAACCCACAAGCACGGGUAUGGUGCUGACAAAGCUAGAAACAUAAUCGGGGCGAACCUGGUCGUAGCUAAGAGUAUCGUAACACAGAUUUACAAUAGUCAUAACUAGGAGUAUCGUUAAACAAAUUUACAAUACUUGGAGCACUUGGGCAUUGUAAAACACAGAUUUAUGAUAGUCGUAGCUAAGUGUAUCGUAACACAAAUUUACAAUACUUGGAGCACUUGGGCAUUGUAAAACACAGAUUUAUGAUAGUCGUAGCUAAGUGUAUCGUAACACAAAUUUACAAUACUUGGAGCACUUGGGCAUUGUAAAACACAGAUUUAUGAUAGUCGUAGCUAAGUGUAUCGUAACACAAAUUUACAAUACUUGGAGCACUUGGGCAUUGUAAAACACAGAUUUAUGAUAGUCGUAGCUGAGUGUAUCGUAACACAAAUUUACAAUACUUGGAGCACUUGGGCAUUGUAAAACACAGAUUUAUGAUAGUCGUAGCUGAGUGUAUCGUAACACAAAUUUACAAUGGUCAUAGCACUAAGAGUAUCGUAACAGAUGUACAACAGUCGUAGUUCUCAGAUUGCUUUGUGAAACAGUGCCCUGUCUGUGGUUGCCUACUGGAGCUGUAGACUUCAGAGUCAACACUGGUUGAUAGGUCAUUCAUUUAUAUCUUCUUUGUUGGGAAUAUCCAUUUUUAUGCAGAAAAUGAAAAGAAAGAAAAUAGUCUGAAAAUUAUCGUUUAUCUUUCCCACAUUUCCCAUAUUUCAAAAGUCUUUUUGUACAUUCAAGAGGAGUUAUCUUUCCUUUCAAUUCCUGCACUAUAUCGCCUAACAAAGUGGUCCAACAACGUUGCACAUAUUGCACAAGGGAUGACGGCUGGGAUUCAUGAAGGUUGCACACAAUAUUGUGGGUUGUUGGUUUGUUGUUUUACGCCGCACUCAGCAAUAUUCCAGCUAUAUGACGAUGGUCUGUAAAUAAUCGAGUCUGGACCAGACAAUCAAGUGAUUGAUAUCAUGAGCAUCAAUCAACGCAAUUGGGAUCGAUGACAUGAUUCAAUCAAGUCCUGAUAACACAGGUCACAUGCUAAAUAUUUUCCCAUGUCUGAUACUUGAUUAAGCAAGGGGUUUUGUGAAAAUCAGGGUGUUUGCAUGCUCAGAUGGAAUGAUACAAUCAACACUGCUAGUAGAAGUGAUUUCUUGUGGCUAGGUGAAGGUUUUUUUUCUGAUUUAUUGUUAUUUUUUCUUUAAAUUAAUUUUGUGGUCCAUAGAUGCUACAAAAUGUGAUUUUUGUAUCUUGACAUGUUGAAUAUGUUUACACAUUUAAAUUCAACAGAAAUAUUGUUUUGAAUAUCAUCAAUUGAACAAUAGAAAUAAUACUUUCAAUAUUAUCAAUUUCAAAACAGAAAUAUUGAUUUAAAUAUAUUAUCAAUUACAAGAAUUUUCACAGUGUCUGCUGAAGUUGCAAAGGUCAAGAAAGAAGCUUACCUGUGCUUAACCUUUUUCUUUGUGUAUAUGUAGUACUGUAGUCUUUCAUUUGGCAACAAAGAAAAUUAAUCAGGCCUUUUACUGGUCUGCAUCUGACUCUGUCAGUGGGAUGUGAAAUGUGUCACUCUGGGGAUGCCUAUUUUUAACUACCGUAUUUGACGCAAUAAGCGCCCAGGGCGCUCCCAAAAUUAGAAAUAGGAGGCUCUUAUUAGAAUAUUAUUUUGGUGAAAAAAAGUUCAAAGAUCGUAAAUUUCAUGGUUUAUACUGUCAGCCUAAAAUGUAUAUAGACGACAGAUAUAUUUUUCCAGAAUUUAAUUGCCCCUUCAUUAAGGGUGCAUAUAACACACAAGUGCGUAUUAUACACGAAUAAAUAAGUCAUGUGAACAUCGAUCAGUCGGAAGGGGUGCUAAUUGGGAUUGUUCACUAGCCAAUAUAUUAGCAAAUAUCGCUGUUGGCGCUUAUUAGAGCGGGGCGCUUAUCACGUCGAAUACGGUAAGAGAUGUGAGCAUGAGAGAGCAAUUUCAUGCAUUCUGUAUGUUAUUGAAACCCUUUAUCGCAGAUAACAAAUGACUGUGAAAUAUAGAUUAAGAGAUAAAUGUAAUUAUUCAAAACCUUGUUCAAUGUAUGAAAUGAUGGAAUGAUUAUUCAUGUUGGGAUCGCUCACAUGCUUGCAUGUGUAUUGCGAGUUUGUAUAAAUGCAGCUGAGAGAGUUGAUUUAGCCUCACUUUGAAAGUAUUUCAGUUAUAUCACACGUCAAUACAUGUGGCAGAUAAACAAUAAAUUGAUGAAGUUCUUAGACCUUUUCCUCUUUGGUGAUCCCUCAGUGGGACUUGGAGCUGACAAACCAAGAAUCAUAAUCUAGUGAAUGUUGGAUUCGAACCCAGAUCAGCGGAUCCUAGCAGGGCUGGGGACACAACACUGCAUGGUGAAUUGCAGCACCUUGAGUUAAUGUGUGCUUGCUUCAGGUUCAGUGUCUGUGAGGAUUUGAACCCGGAUCAGCAGAUCCUAGCAGGGCUGGGGACACAACACUGCAUGGUGAAUUGCAGCACCUUGAGUUAAUGUGUGCUUGCUUCAGUUUCAGUGUCUGUGAGGGCUUGAGCAUGUUCUUCAGGGUUAGAAACUAACAGUGUUUUGUCCACUAGUCCUUAUAAUGUUAACAUAUAGCAAAACCCUUAAAAUGGGCCAAUUUCUACUUGUCCAUAUGAUGCCUUCACUAUUGGGCAGUUUGGUAAGGACUACAGGACUAGUGCCAAUUUCUAAUGCUGUUCUUAUGUCUGUAUAGGAUGUGUGUGAAUGUGAUGAACAGAUGCCAAGAGUAUAAUUCUCAGAUCCCAUUUAUUUGGACACUUCCAAACACUUGACAAUACCCCGUGCUCGUCAACUUAUCAUAUACUUCUUCUGUUCCAGGUAUCCAAAAUGAGUACUGGAAAGGUAAAGCCAGUCUGUCAAUCAAAUGGCGUGGUGACUGUCACAUCAUUCCUCUCUUCAUCAAAGAAGGAGGUUCUGGAAAUGCAGUCUCUGGACCACCUUGAUUCUGUCAGCGUGUA
Messenger RNA from Haliotis rufescens (red abalone), 9025 nucleotides. Its product is annotated as phospholipid-transporting ATPase IF-like. NCBI's taxonomy places the organism in Eukaryota, Metazoa, Mollusca, Gastropoda, Lepetellida, Haliotidae. The transcript has 29 exons. Gene Ontology annotation, cellular component: plasma membrane; endoplasmic reticulum; trans-Golgi network. Gene Ontology annotation, biological process: phospholipid translocation. Gene Ontology annotation, molecular function: magnesium ion binding; ATP binding; ATPase-coupled intramembrane lipid carrier activity. The record is from RefSeq and is a predicted model, not a curated record. The coding region runs from base 28 to 3408 and encodes 1126 amino acids.